Molecule: messenger RNA, 483 nt
Organism: Podarcis lilfordi (Lilford's wall lizard)
Lineage: Eukaryota; Metazoa; Chordata; Lepidosauria; Squamata; Lacertidae
Source: the annotation of a GenBank genome assembly
AUGGCUGACUGUGGUCCAUCCUGCGCUGUCCCAUCCUGUGCUUCCACUCCCACUGUUGGAUUUGGAUCAGCAGGAGGUCUUGGCUAUGGGUAUGGAGGUCUUGGCAAUGGAUAUGGAGGUCUCGGCUAUGGAGGUCUCGGCUACGGCUACGGAGGUGCUGAAAGAGCAACUAACCUCGGAGUCCUGGCAGGAGUUGCCCCAUCAUGCAUCAACCAGAUCCCACCAGCAGAGGUUGUGAUCCAGCCACCUCCUAUCGUCCUGACCAUCCCAGGACCCAUCCUCUCUGCCAGCUGUGAGCCCGUGUCUGUUGGAGGCAACACUCCAUGUGCUGUUAGUGGUUCUGGGCUGGUAGGAGGCUAUGGUUAUGGUGGGUGGGGCUAUGGGGAUGGCCUCCUUGGAAGCUCUUGGGGCUAUGGUCUGAGGAGGGGUGGGCUCUCUGGAAGGAGGGCUCUGCAGUGGCGUCGUGGCAGUGUGUGCUAUUAG